AUGGGCCGCCCGCUGCUGUCACUGCUGCCGCCACUCCUGCUGUUGGUUCAGACCUGCGUCCCAGCCUUCUGGGGCCUGCGGUGCAAGCGGUGUGAGAGCAGCGGGUAUUGCUGGGUGGACGAGUGCCCCCUGGGCCAGGACCUCUGCAGGACCACGGUCAUGCGCAUUUGGGAAGGAGGGGAAGAGUUGGAGGUGGUGGAGAGAGGCUGUGCCCACUCAGAGAAGACUAACAGGACCAUGAGCUACCGGACUGGCUCACAGAUCAUCACCCUUACAGAGUCUGUGUGUGGGUCAGACCUGUGCAACCAGCCCAGCCUUGUCCGUGCUCCCUCCUUUCCCCAAAGUCGUUACCUUGAAUGUAUUUCCUGCGCCUCAUCAGACAUGAGCUGUGAGAGGGGCCGGGACCAGAGCCUCCAAUGCCGCAGCCCUAGAGAACAGUGUCUGGAGGUGGUGACCUACAGGAGCCUAGAAGAGAGUCUAAAGGAUGAGCAACACUUGCGAGGCUGUGGCUCCCUCCCUGGCUGUCCAGGCCCCACUGGCUUCCACAACAACCACACCUUUCAUUUCCUGCAGUGCUGCAACACCACCAAGUGCAACAGCGGCCCAGUCCUGGAGCUUCCAAACCUGCCGCUGAAUGGCGUUCGGUGUUACAGCUGUGAGGGGAACAGCACUCAUGGAUGUUCCUCGGAAGAGGCUUCCCUCAUCGACUGCCGCGGCCCCAUGAAUCAGUGUCUGGAAGCCACUGGCACUAAUGGACUGGGGGACCCAGACUAUACAGUAAGAGGCUGUGCAACCAAUUCAUGGUGCCAACGUGUCCAUGUGGCCGAUGCCUUCCCCAUGACUCAUCUCAACGUCUCAUGCUGUAAUGGAAGUGGCUGUAACCACCCAGCCCGGGAUGUCCAGCACCGCAGAGGGGGUGCCUCUCAGCCUGGCCCUGCCCACCUCAGUCUCACCAUUACUCUGCUUGUAACUGCCAGACUGUGGGGAGGCACUCUCCUCUGGACCUGAACCCAGUUCCCCACCUCUACCCGGGCUGGAUCCGGGGAAACUCCUUUGCCCUUCCUUCAGCCUUUGGCCCUGCAGACUUGCUGCAUGAUGUCAGGCCAGUGUGCUAACAUUUCUGGGUCUCAGUCUUCCCACCUGCCAAACACCUACCUAUCUCAGCAGCGUGUGGUAGUUCAUGCCGGUAAUCCUAGCACUCUGGUAGGCCAAGGCUGGCAGAUUGCUUGAGCUCAGGAGUUUGAACAAGACCAAGAC
Otolemur garnettii (small-eared galago) is the source of this 1257-nucleotide messenger RNA. RefSeq names its product plasminogen activator, urokinase receptor (gene PLAUR). The record is from RefSeq and is a predicted model, not a curated record. Lineage: Eukaryota; Metazoa; Chordata; Mammalia; Primates; Galagidae. Bases 1 to 1008 code for a protein of 335 amino acids. Gene Ontology annotation, cellular component: plasma membrane. The transcript is spliced from 7 exons.